Messenger RNA from Rubroshorea leprosula, 760 nucleotides. The record is from the annotation of a GenBank genome assembly. NCBI's taxonomy places the organism in Eukaryota, Viridiplantae, Streptophyta, Magnoliopsida, Malvales, Dipterocarpaceae.
AUCCGACAUCUUUUUCCCCACUUCUUACUUUCUUAGGGUUUUUCGAACUCUAAGCUCAAAAACCCGCUUAAACUCAGCUCAAAAUGGGAAGAGCAAAGUACAUAAUCUCUGCUGUUCUGGGAUCAUUUGCUGUUGCUUAUGUGUCAGACGUGCUUGUUGCUGACAAGAAGAUUUUUGGAGGCACUACACCUAAAACUGUUUCAAGCGAGGAAUGGUGGGAGGAAACUGACAAGAAAUGCCAGGCAUGGCCUCGUACUGCUGGUCCACCAGUUGUCAUGAACCCCAUCAGCCGCCAAAAUUUCAUCGUGAAGUCUAAAACUGAAGCCUGAAGACCUAAUUUUCACAUUUGAUUAGUCAACGUAUUUUUUUGCGCAUUCUACACUCAUAAAACUUUUGUUGCCAAAAAUCAUUUAUUCUGGCCCUGCUUUUAGAGAAAGCCAUUUUCGAUUCAGUAGACGGUCCUUAUUCCCUUUCUGUUUCGAACAUAAGAUGCAUGCUGGAUUGUUUGAAGAUUGGUGUUAAUCUUAUUAGAUCUGAAUAAAUGUCCAUGAAGCAAUACUAAACUGGUUAUUGGAUGAUCCUUUUGGUUAGUAUUUUGUUAUGGAAAAAGUGUCAUGCAGUUUGAAUUAUAUCGGAUUGCAUAACACUAUUGGAUUGGGUUGGACUUCAAUGACUCAAGUUUUGCAGUCCAGACUGCAAAAUGAGGUUCCCUUUUGUUAUACAUGCUUUAUCGCUACUUUAAAAAAAAAGGAAGUCAUUA